AACGACUAUGCACUGUCAACGCUAAUAACUGUCGAGCUAGGUUUUAGUUUAACUCGGCAAGUAGCCAUGGAGGAAAAUGGCAACCUUACAGCGAUAGGAAAUGGUAGUGUUCUUCCACCGGGUGUUACCGAUGGACAGGUCGCUACCAUACCCGUUACCCAGGAUACUAUGGUAACGUUACGUCAGAACCGGAAGGGAUGUUAUUUCACGCGCGUGCAAGUCGCAAUUUUUACCGUGGCAUUUGCUUUAUCAAUUAUUUUGGUAGUGCUUCUUUUGACUUUUGUGAGGAAAGAACAAAUAAUUCAUGUUUCGUCACCUGGAGCGUUGCAAACCUGCAAUCAGGAAAUUAAUUACACAACUUCCAGCAUAUCCGUGGAGUCGGACAGUGUUCAAAAUGAAACAAGUUCUGUUUCAGCUGAGAACUUAACUCGAGUUGAAAAUGCGACUGAUAAUACGACGAUUCCGGAAAAAGUAAAUAUAACUGAAGUUAUGGUUCCGGUGAGAAAAGAAAGACCUUGGGACAAAAUCCGAUUACCACGUGAUAUACUUCCGGAAAGAUAUGACAUAUUUCUCAGGAUUGAUUUAGAUAAUAGAACUUUUAAAGGGAAUGUCAAUAUAACGGUAAAAACGUCGGCUCCAAAGAAAGUGUUGCUGUUGCAUAUAAAUAUUUUGUGGAUUGUGAAAGAUUCUGUGAAAGUGAGAUCCCUGGAUGGCAGUAAAAUGUAUAAAAUUAAGUUACAAUUCCAGGUAUGGAAAACGCAAUUCUGGGUAAUAAUUCUCGAAGAAGAACUUAAAUUAAGCGGAUAUUACGUCAUUGAAAUCGGAACCUUUAAAGGAACAAUGUAUACGGAUUUAAGGGGACUUUAUCUCAGUUCGUACGAAUCAUCAACCGGCACAAGAUACUUGGCAGCCACACAGCUACAGUCCACCGACGCUCGUAAAGUGUUCCCUUGUUUUGACGAACCCGAUAUGAAAGCCACUUUCAAACUAACCAUACAACACGAGGAAGGUUACACUGCCCUUAGCAACAUGCCAGUGGAGUCGGAACAAUACCUUUCGACAGAACCGGGAUGGCUGCGAGUAAACUUCCAUGAAACUCCGAUUAUGUCGACCUAUUUACUGGCUAUUGUGGUGUCCGACUUCGUGUACAAAGAGGCCAUCCUUGAUGGGAAUUAUCAGUUACGGAUCUGGUCCCAGCCGAACAAGAUAAACCAGACGCUUUAUGCUCUCGAUAUUGGAAUACAGCUGUACGAUUACUUUACCAACUACUUCCAGAUCACAGACGUCGUACCGAAGGCCGAUCAUGUAGCCGUGCCUGAUUUUAGCGGAGGUGCUAUGGAGAACUGGGGUCUCGUGAUUUAUCGUGAGACUGCCCUUUUGUUUGACCCGGAUGUCUCUUCUAGUGAGAAUCAGUUGAUGGUUACAUUGAUCAUUGCACAUGAGAUCGCACACACGUGGUUCGGUAACAUGGUAACCAUGAGGUGGUGGGAUGAUCUCUGGUUGAAUGAAGGAUUCGCGAGUCUGCUGAUGUACUUCGCCAUGGAUCACGUGUUUCCGGAAUGGGAAGUGUUUACUCUGCAUGUAGUUGUGAAGGAAGUGUUUCCAGUCAUGGUUCGGGAUGCUCUUACUACGUCACAUCCUGUUUCAACACCUAUUCUUACACCUGAUGAUAUCACACAAUCAUUUGAUGCCAUUUCCUAUAGUAAGGGAAUGGCGGUCUUAAGAAUGUUGCUGGGCUUUGUUGGAUGGGAAGAGUUCAGAACCGGUUUACAGGUGUAUGUAACAAGGUACAAAUUCAAGAAUGCCGUUAUGGAACAGCUGUGGCAGACAUUCUCCGAGGCUGUUGAGAACAAAUUCGUGAUAGGCGAGAUUAUGGAUACGUGGACACGACAAAUGGGGUAUCCCGUGGUGACCCUCAGAUCUGACGGCGAUCAUUAUAUUCUUGACCAGGACCGUUUCCUUCUCGAUGGCAACUCCAGCAUGGGCGAUCCAAGUCCAUAUGAGUACAAAUGGCAUAUUCCGUUUACUUACGUAACUGAAGCGGAACCAGAUAUUAACAACCGGAAGAUAGUAUGGUUGAACAUGGAUUCAGCGCGGAUACCGAAAGGUGAAAAUCAGUGGAUUCUGGGUAACGUGGAUUACAUUGGUUUCUAUCGGGUUAAUUACGAGCUCAGCAUGUGGCGAUCUCUGGCUGAACAACUUAACGAAGAUCACACGGUUUUUGCUGAAGCAAACAGAGCGGGGUUGAUCGGUGAUGCCUUCAACUUAGCAAGGGCCAAGCUACUGGAUUAUGACGUGGCAUUCAAUAUGACGACAUAUCUAAAUAAGGAGGAGCGUUACGUCCCUUGGGAGGCUAUGCUUGAGUCUAUCAGGUUCAUCAAAGGCAUGCUAUCAAAGCAGGGAGCGUACAUACUUUUACGUCAAUACUUGCAUGACCUUGUGGCCCCGGUAUAUGACAAGGUCGGGACGUCACCAGGCGGAAUCUUGCCUGAGAAGUACCUCCGAGAGGUCAUACUAACUACAGCCUGUGACGUAGGUGUCACCAAGGCUAUAGACUACGCCAAGGAGAAGUUCCGGCAGUGGAAGGAAGAUGGAGUUCAACCUCCGUCUCACUUCUCCCUGACGAUCUACUCGGUGGGUGUACGGGAGGGUAGUGUUGAAGAAUGGGAUCAUGUUUGGAAUCGUUCACAGGUCUCGAACGUCGCAGCGGAACGGCAAAUGCUUAUGGAGGCGCUUGCGCAGACGCAAAAGCCUUGGCUGCUAUGGAGAUAUGCAAAUUGGAUUUUUGACGAGACAAAAAUAAAGCGACAAGACGUACGAUUGGUUGUGAGCUACUUCGCCAAGAACCCGCUGGGACGUAUGAUUGCACUUCAUCUUCUUAUGAAUAAAUGGGAACAGCUCAAUGAACAAUUCGGAGCGGAUGGUUUUCUUUUAAGAGAAACAAUUGCGGAAGUGACUCAAUUUGUCAACACGGAAUUCGAAUUGGACCAGCUGGCGACGUUAUUCAGCGCAAAGAUGCCUGCAGUAGCAUUUAGAGAAACGAGGAACUCGUUAGAGUUGAUAAGAGGAAACAUCAAAUGGAUGAAGGCAAACUACCAGACAAUAUCGGAUUGGCUGCGUCUUCACGUGGUCGGAAUGCUAUAAAUAACACACAUAGGUAUAUAAUCAUAUUUAAAUUUAUUUUUAUUAUAUAAUUAAAAGUCACAAAACAGAAACAAUUGUACAUAAUAUAAUGUUGUAUAUUUUGUUUAUUACAGAUAAGU
Ylistrum balloti is the source of this 3263-nucleotide messenger RNA. Its product is annotated as glutamyl aminopeptidase-like. Gene Ontology annotation, molecular function: metalloaminopeptidase activity; peptide binding; zinc ion binding. The record is from RefSeq and is a predicted model, not a curated record. Gene Ontology annotation, cellular component: cytoplasm. The transcript is spliced from 21 exons. Gene Ontology annotation, biological process: peptide catabolic process; proteolysis. NCBI's taxonomy places the organism in Eukaryota, Metazoa, Mollusca, Bivalvia, Pectinida, Pectinidae. Bases 67 to 3144 code for a protein of 1025 amino acids.